Messenger RNA from Paramecium sonneborni, 925 nucleotides. NCBI's taxonomy places the organism in Eukaryota, Ciliophora, Oligohymenophorea, Peniculida, Parameciidae. The record is from the annotation of a GenBank genome assembly.
AUUAUUAAAAUAUCGAAGAUGAUAAAUUUUGAAGGGUCAGGCAUUGGAAUGUCAAUUGAGAGUUUUAAUUAUGACUAAUCCUUUACAAUAGCAAAUAUGUUCCAAUAUUUAUUACAAAAUUAUUAAUUAGAUCCUUCUGAGAUUGACCUGUCAUUAGAUGGAUAAACAAUGUUGAAUUCAUAAGAUAACAGUAGAAUUAGUUCAUAUUUUUAACCAAAUUAAAUAUUAUAUGUAUACCCUAAACAAAUACCAUAUUUUUCAAUUUAUGUUGAUGGAGAAAUAUCAUGUUAAUAAUAAUUACAAAAUAUGACGAUAUGGGAUGUAUAAAUAUUAAUGGAUAUUUAAUAGUUAUUAUAAGGCUUGAAUCUAGGACAAAAUGUUGUUAUUGAAGUUUAUGAUGGAACAACACAAUAAAAAUUGAAUGUGAUUGAUAAUUUUUCGACUUAAUUAUAUGACUCUACAGGUGGGUUGUAAAAUAUAAUAAUAAAUAUUACAACAUAAUAAUUAUAGUAAAAAACUUUUGGAUCUAAUUAUUAAGAUCAGAAAACUAGUUCUUAAUAUUAAAGCUAAUAAAUCAAGAUAAAUUCUUAAGGGUAAUAAAAUAAAAUAAAAUAUUAGUUUCGGUGCUUCAGAACUUCUUCAAUAGUUGAUUUUAUUGAAGAAUAUAAGUAUUUUGAUUGAUCCGAAUGGACAAUUUGUAAUAUAUAAAUUCCAUUUUCCUACAUUAAUUUAAGGAUAUCUUUAAAAAAGUAAAGGAAAAUAGAGUUCUUCUUUUCAUAAUUUUAAUGCAAAUAAAUAAGAUUGGAUAAAAAAGAAUGAUGUGGAAUAUUGUUCAUUUGAUAAUUAUGGUUUUGCUAUUAGAUGGAAUGAUGAGACUAUAAGUUCUAUUAAAAUUAGAUAACAAUGAUUAUUAAAAUAAAAUAAG